UGUGGUGAGCUCCUCCGGCGUCUCUCCUCUGUCCCCUCACCCCACCACCACCACCUCUCCACCUCCACCUCCACCACCCCGCUGCGAAAUGGCGAAAGAAAACGGCGAGUCCAGCGAUGGAUCUUGGAAAAAGCACGUCGAUGAUAUCAAGAAGAUAUUUGACUUCAAGGAAGUCCUUGGGACCGGCGCGUUUUCCGAGGUGGUGAUGGCUCGGGAGCAGGUCACAGGAAAGAUGGUCGCAAUCAAGUGCAUCCCGAAAAAAGCGCUGAAGGGGAAGGAGACGAGCAUCGAGAAUGAAAUCGCUGUGCUUAGGAAGAUAAAGCAUGAAAAUAUUGUGGCUCUGGAGGACAUUUACGAGAGCUCGAACCACCUGUACCUCAUAAUGCAGCUUGUGUCUGGAGGUGAGCUGUUUGACCGCAUCGUAGAGAAGGGCUUCUACACAGAGAUGGACGCCAGUCGGCUCAUUCGACAAGUUUUGGAUGCAGUCAACUACCUUCACUCCUUGGGAAUAGUCCACAGAGACCUAAAGCCUGAGAACCUGCUUUACUUCAGUCCUCACGAUGAAUCAAAGAUCAUGAUCAGUGACUUUGGCCUGUCCAAAAUGGAGGGAACAGGUGACGUGAUGGCCACGGCCUGUGGGACUCCAGGAUAUGUGGCUCCUGAGGUUUUAGCACAGAAGCCCUAUAGUAAAGCUGUGGACUGCUGGUCUAUCGGGGUCAUUGCUUAUAUUUUGCUUUGCGGUUACCCUCCUUUCUAUGAUGAGAAUGACUCGAAGCUCUUUGAGCAGAUUCUCAAGGCAGACUAUGAGUUUGACGCACCGUAUUGGGAUGACAUAUCAGACUCUGCCAAAGACUUCAUCAGCUGCCUAAUGGAGAAGGACCCAGAGAAGAGGUUCACAUGUGACCAGGCUCUUGAGCACCCCUGGAUCGCUGGAGGCACCGCGCUCUGCAAGAACAUACAUGAAUCCGUCAGUCGGCAGAUGCGGAAAAACUUUGCCAAAAGCAAAUGGAGGCAAGCCUUUAAUGCGACAGCUGUGAUCCGCCACAUGAGGCGCCUUCAGCUGGGCACCAGCUUUGGCAGCAGUCUCAACAGCUCCAACUCCGUGUCCAACCCACAGAGCCGAGUCAAAAGCCAGUCUGUGGACUGCGCCCCGCUCUCCCUGAAGGACUCUUCUUUGCCAUCUCCUGUUAAAGCGUGCAAUCAAGACUCUGAUGCCUCUUCUCCUGUACGGGAGGAACCGCCGGUGGUUGCAGAGCCUUCACGGCCACGACCCUCCACCGUCACUGUCAUCCACACGGGGACUAAAUGACGCCAGGUUCCGCGGGAGGUGAGCUGGGAGACCACGGAGCUUUGAGACGGGAUGAAACCAUCCCAGGCCUCGUGAAUUAACGUCGUUGCCCAGUUUGCCCAUCCCGCCGCCUCCCAUCUGUUUCUGCCAUUUAGGGAGGAAUUUGAGGAGCGGCUCAGCUCCAUUUACCAUGGCUCAGCACUUCCCACUGUCUUACAGACAUGGAAGUACAGUACAGAGAGGGAGAGGCUCAGAGUGUCUCCACACCAGAAGAUAUUAUUGUGGAAGCCGUGUUCAGCCUGGAUCGUGGUUGUCUGGCAGACAAACGCAGCUGUGUCUGGAAAGUGCCACACUAAAGGGAACUCUUUAUUGAAGCUGCUGUAAUUGUGACUGUGAGCAUCUUGAGAUGGGGUGCUCCACUGUAUGCCUUGUGUAAAUAUCCUGCCUGGAACUGUUGAGUGGAAUGAUUGUUAUGCAAGUGAAAUAUAAGCUUCAAACUAUGGUAAAUAAUUGUGACAUCAUCUGCACUCUGAACUUCUCGUCGUUUUGACAGCUCUUGUUAAUUUGCUGUGGUAUUUGCUACAAUGGUUCACAGGGUCGUAAUUCCCAACUUUAUGACCGUAUGUGUUUUCUCUUUGCUUUAAAGUGUGUGGACUUGAAAUAUGAGCUGGACCAUGUAGGCUACUUCAGUCAUGGCUGCGAUCGCUGAGAGGGCAGGUGCAUUGCACUAAUGUAUUGGAUUAUUUAUUUUCUUACAAUAUAUUAUGACUUUUGUAAGAAUACACUUGCAGAAAUGUGUAAAUGUGUAUUAGAUUGGACUGAAAAGCUAUUGCAUUGAAUGAUAAAAAUACGAUAUCUAAUAGUUAUUAAUUUGUAAUCACUGUUUUAUUUGAUAAACUAAUUUUGAUGUGACUGUGAAGUUCUCCUUGACCACAGGAGGGCAACCAUGUGUUGUUGCUUUGUGACCAGUUCUCAGGGAUGUGCUCCAAUAUGAAGCUAACCAAACCCCUCUCACAGAGAUCAGACACUGGUGUUUAGAGCAGUAGAAAAAUAAAUCCUCCAUAAACUGCAUAUUAUUCUAAUGUGCCAUUGGGAGAGUUAGAGUUAGUUUUCUUUCUUUAAAUUCAUAAUAAAUUACUUGUUUCCCUUUUUAAAAAACUUGAAUUAAAUAUUUGGAUAUAAAGAAAGAAUUUCAGUGCAUUCAUGUCUGCAGUAAAAAUUAAAAAUGUGAGACAAAACGAAUGCAAAUGUAUCUUGCUAAUGAUUGCUCCCUUUGCAGAGUCGUCAAAUCAGUAGUGUACAGUUCAGUAGUUGAAAUAUCUUGCUCUGCUUCUGCUCAUGACGUGGCUGGUCUCAAACAGCUCAUUCACUCUGUGUUUAAUCACUGUGCUUUCAUACCAGCCUGUUGAAUUUAGCAGAAAGGCUCUUUCUCCUUCUCUCUCUCCUGCUCGCUGUCUAGAGACUUUUACUCAGAGUGGAGAAGGGAUCUGUCUUUGUGUUUUCUCUGUGGUACUUCUAUUUGAUUUUAAGUCACUCAACAUGAAUGCUUGGGGGCGGGGCGGGGGCGGGGGGAACACUCCAAAAAGAACAUGCCCAAUGUCAAGGCUUUGACAUCUUGAAUUAUCUAAGAAAUGUCGUGGUAAAUAAUGGUGAGGACUUUGAGCCUUCAUUUACUGUAAAUACAAAUCUCAACAACACAGUUUGCUUGAGUCUUGAGUGUUUAUUUUUAUCUUCCUGGUAUUUUCUCCUCCUUACCCCCUCCGAAAAAAAAACUUCAAAAGAAAGCAAAAAUACGAAACAGUGAAAUUCCCUCCGUAUGCAUGUAUUACAUAUUGCUGCAGAAAUGUGCUUUGGAG
Molecule: messenger RNA, 3144 nt
Organism: Scomber japonicus (chub mackerel)
Lineage: Eukaryota; Metazoa; Chordata; Actinopteri; Scombriformes; Scombridae
Product: calcium/calmodulin-dependent protein kinase type 1D-like
Exons: 11
Coding region: 89-1309 (406 amino acids)
Biological process (GO): peptidyl-serine phosphorylation
Cellular component (GO): cytoplasm; intracellular anatomical structure
Molecular function (GO): calmodulin binding; calcium/calmodulin-dependent protein kinase activity; ATP binding
Source: RefSeq, a predicted model, not a curated record